This is a messenger RNA of Engraulis encrasicolus (European anchovy), 3679 nucleotides long. Its product is annotated as protein O-mannosyl-transferase TMTC1-like. Gene Ontology annotation, molecular function: mannosyltransferase activity; protein binding. The record is from RefSeq and is a predicted model, not a curated record. Gene Ontology annotation, biological process: protein O-linked glycosylation via mannose; RNA processing. The transcript has 21 exons. The coding region runs from base 72 to 2684 and encodes 870 amino acids. Lineage: Eukaryota; Metazoa; Chordata; Actinopteri; Clupeiformes; Engraulidae.
UCAGAAAUGGAACUCAGAGCACCUUGGCAACAUCACACCCUGCGCGAUCGGCGUUGCAGUCCAGAAGCGACAUGACAGCGCACAACCGGGAAAAGAUCAGCCGCCCACUUCGGGUCUCUGCACUCUCUGGCCCGGGCAAAGGCAUCCUCCGCUAUGCCGUGUUGUUGGCGGUCUGCGGUCUCUGCUACAGCAACUCUCUGCGAGGGGAGUUCGUGCACGACGACGUAUGGGCCAUCACCAACAACCCAGACGUCAGACCUGGCUCCAGCUUGAGGAGCAUCUUCAGCAAUGACUUUUGGGGCAAAAGGAUGUCGGAUAACACCAGUCACAAGUCCUACAGACCCCUGUGCAUUCUCACCUUUAAGUUGAACAUCCUGCUGGGCGGCAUGGAGCCGUUCCACUUCCACGUGGUGAACGUGUGUCUGCACUGUGCGGUGACGGCCAUGCUCCUGCACACCUGCGAGUGCUGCGUGUUUGACGACCGACGCCUGGCCUUCCUCACCGCCCUCCUCUUCGCUGUACACCCCAUCCACACAGAGGCCGUGUCUGGCAUUGUGGGGAGGGCAGACGUGUUGGCGUGUCUGUUAUUCCUCCUGACAUUUCUCUCCUAUAUUAGGAGUGUGUCAGUGUGUGAUUCGGAGGAGGACUUCCCCCGUCUGGCGUCUGUGGGCUACCUGCUGCUGAGUCUGGCGCUGGGCACCUGUGCCAUGCUGGUCAAGGAGACGGGCAUCACCGUAUUCGGCGUCUGUGUGCUCUACGAUGCCCUGGUUUUGUGCCGCAAGCCAUUCCUCCUGCAUCUCUCCUGUUCGGGGCUGAAGGAUCUGCUGCGCCUCUGUACUCCUUUCAUCAAGCGUGCCUGUUUCAUCUCUCUCCAUGUGGUGUUCAUCAUGUGUGUGAGGCUGUGGCUGAUGGGAGGCUCCAUGCCCCUCUUCUCAGAGCAGGACAAUCCCGCCUCCUUCUCCCCGCACCUCCUCACCAGGUUCCUGACCUACUGUUACCUGCUGGCCUUCAACGCCUGGUUGCUGCUGGCGCCCAUCGUGUUGUGUUACGACUGGCAGGUGGGCAGCAUCCCCCUGGUGGAGUCGCCGUGGGAUACACGGAAUGCCACCUCCCUGCUGCUGGCACUGGGGCUGCUGGCACUCUGCCUGCACUGUGUGCUGUCCUUAGAAAGAGUGGAGAACAGAGAGCUCCUGGUGGGCCUCCUCUUCCUCAUGUUCCCCUUCAUCCCUGCCAGCAACCUCUUCUUCAGGGUGGGCUUUGUGGUGGCCGAGAGAGUCCUCUACAUGCCCAGCAUGGGCUACUGUAUCCUGGUGGUGCAUGGGCUGAACCGGCUGUGUGGUGUGGUGGGGCGCUGGGGUGCGGCGGCACUCACCCUCAUCAUGCUGCUGCUGCUGCUGCUCUUCUCCCUGAAGACCGUGCAGCAGAACCAGGUCUGGCUCUCCAGGGAGGCACUCUUCAGGUCUGGCAUCCAGACUCUGCCCCACAAUGCCAAGGUGCACUACAACUAUGCCAACUUCCUGAAGGAUUGUGGACGCAAUGAAGAGGCCAUCCAUCAUUAUAAAACUGCUCUCAGGCUGUACCCUCGGCACGCCAGUGCUAUGAACAACUUGGGCACGUUAACACGCCACCCAGAGGAAGCGGAGAGCUACUACAGGAGGGCUCUGGACAUCACCCCACAGCACAACAGGGCCCUGUUCAACCUGGGCAACCUGCUCAAAUCUCAUGGAAAAGAGGAGGAGGCGGAGCUCAGUCUGAGGGAUUCCAUCCGCUACGGGCCGCAGUUUGCUGAUGCCUACUCCAGCCUGGCCUCCCUCUAUGCGGAGCAGAGGAGAUUUGCAGAGGCCAACGAGACCUACCUCCAGGGCAUUGAGAACUGCCCUGACAAUUCAGACCUGCACAAUAAUUAUGGGGUUUUCCUAGUGGAUACUGGAGAUGGGGAGCGUGCCGCUGAGCACUACCAGCUUGCCGUGCGUCUGAAGCCUGCUCACUACGUGGCCAUGGUCAACCUGGGACGCCUCCUGCGCUCAGCCAAUGACAACAAGGAAGCCGAGACAUGGUACAAGAGAGCACUGCAGGUGACUCGUAAGGUGGACAUCUUGAGCCCUCUGGGAGCACUGUACUACAACACGGGCCGCUAUGAGGAGGCCCUGCAGGUCUACAGGGAGGCCGCGGCCCUGCAGCCCCACAGCACCGACGUCUGGCUCGCCCUGGCCCAGGUUCUGGCCAUGGCAGGCCGCAGCAAGGAGGCUGAAAAGAUGACCAUGGGUGUCAUAUCCAAGAGCUCCACUUGUAUCGAGUGUUACAGACUCCUUUCAGCCAUCUACAGCAAGCGGGGGAACCACACUGAGGCGUUAGAUGCUCUGGAUCGAGCGUUGCAGCAUAGCCCAUCAGACGACAGCAUUCGGGCGGAGCUCCACUUCUCCAAGGGCAACCAGCUGCGAGAGAUGAACCAGCUGGACCGAGCCUUUGAGAGCUACAAGCUGACAGUACAGCUUAAUCCUGACCAGUCCCAAGCUUGGAUGAACAUGGGAGGAAUACAACAUAUCAAGGGAGACUAUGCGGCGGCCAGGACAUACUACGAGCGAGCUCUACUGCUCUCACCGGGCUCCAAACUACUCAAGGAGAACCUCGCCAAGCUGGACCGCCUGGAGACCGCACGCAGGGUGAAAGAAGGAAGAGUUUAAGGUCUGCAGAGCUCUGACGUGAGCUGGUACCUAGGGGUUUGACGGCGCCACUGAGUGAAGACCAGAAGAAGCGUCUGCUGGAGAUCUACAGCCUGUCACAGCAGAGGAGGAGCAUGGCCACCAAGGGAUGUGGGUCCGUGCGUUAGGAGGACCAUGACCAACGACAGUUGAAUUGGUAACAGAAAAUGCCUGAAGAGCCAAUGAAGCGUAUGAGUCAAAGGCUCUGGAACCUAGCCUGAAUCUCUUCGAGACUUGGUCUGACCAAGAGCUUAACAAUGAUCAUUUCCCAAACGGCAUGGUUGACCCGCCUCCCUAGGUUUGCUACUGGUUGACUGGUUUCAGACAAAGUGGGUGGAGUUCUCGUUUUUUCUGGAGACUAGAAACGAUAUUUACAUUGCUCUUGGCCUGACUAGAAGCAACGCAGAAGGUGUUGCGUGACUAGGAGGGCGUGGCCUGGCUACUGGGAUCUGAUCUGGGAUGUUUUAAAUCCAAGGAAUCGGUUCAGUCUACAUCUGAUCCGACCGACCUCACGCAUCCCAUCAUGAACCAGUUUCUCUCUCAAAAGUCAUCUUAAUAACCAGACCUCCUGCUGUUGCUGUGGGGUCUUCUCUGAAGCGUGACCCUUUGAACUUUGAACUUUGACCCUUGGCCGGAACAGGACCUGAACCUCUGAGAGCCAGUCUGGCUGUGGGCGAGAGGUUGCAAUGGGUCAGCCCAUCACCAGAAACGAGGUCCAGAAGGACAUGCUGUCAUUCCUGUGGACAGACUGAAAGAAAAAAAAGAGAACCAUUGAGAGACUUUUAAGAGUGUGUGCUUUCUGCGGCGUGUGAUUGUCAGUAUACAGUAUGAAUUAUGGCCUGAAUAGGUGAUGGCACACCUUUACUGUACCUAUGUGUGCUUCUUCCUUAUGAUUAUUUUUUGUUAUUAUUGUUUGUAAAAGUUGUUAUUUUUCUGAGAGAACUUAAAGAAAUCCAUAAAAGUUUGUUACAUCCAGA